Molecule: messenger RNA, 1269 nt
Organism: Lasiodiplodia theobromae
Lineage: Eukaryota; Fungi; Ascomycota; Dothideomycetes; Botryosphaeriales; Botryosphaeriaceae
Exons: 1
Coding region: 1-1269 (422 amino acids)
Source: RefSeq, a predicted model, not a curated record
AUGGCGCAGAAUCCUGUUCCGGACCCCGAUCACCACGGAUAUAACGCAAUUGUGGUUGGUGAGCUCCUGCUGCCGUCGUACAAGCGAUGGAGCGCCGCCGCACUGGAGUACGAGCGGCAAGCUUCGGCGCUUAUUAGCCGUUUUGAGGACACCACAACGCAGUACAUGCAUGCAAACGAGGUCAUUCGAAGGCUUGCGCUGCCCUGGAAUGCGUUCAACUGGUACAUGAUUGAGGUGCACUUUCACGAUGGAGGGCACGAGGGGCUUCCUCAGGACAUUGAAAACUUCAUAAUGAAGGGAGGUUGGGAUCAGCGCUGGAAGUCUGUUCAUUUACUCCGUGGCAAGGUUGAUGCCAUGCAACGCCAUUGGGAGAGUACUUAUUCGCGAAGCAUCGUCGCGGAUAUCCUGGAGGCUUGUGUUGAAGAAAGGACUUCCUGGACCGAGCAAGACAUUGCUCUGGACGCCGCCAUCUGCGGGCUUCCGCAUACCCUACGCGGAGAUAUCGACGCCUCAAUCAUCAAGUGCAACUACCAACUCUUCCUUGCUAGCAUCACGAAUGCUUUUCCCAUCCCAGAGGACCAAUUCGACUAUCAUCUCCGCCGCUAUCAUGCACUCAAAGUUGCCUACGCGCACAUGCCUAUGCUCAUCGAGCAUUUCAGGGUACAGCGCAAUGCCUUGGCCACCAUGCCAUACCAAUUUCGCCGCCAAGCCUGGGCCAUGCAGUACAUCAUCAUGCGCUUUCUAUACCACGCCCGGACGUUUGAUCCCACGAACCAUCUCAAGGACCGUACCCUGUUUGGCUGGACAACGGGCAUUAUUUGGAAGUGGACCAAGGCUUUUCACAAGGUUAACGCCGCAAUACACUUCCUGAGAGACGAAAAUCCCUUCCAGCCAGGUCAGGAAGGAUUCGCGAUGAGAUUGUCUGCCUUCCAAGAUCUCAUGCUGGCCAUGGAACGCGAUGUUCCGAUAGAGUACUUCGACAACCUGAUCGUCAUUCUUGACAGGAUAAAGGACAGUCACGAAGAGAUGGAUAUAUCGCCAGAGUUUUGUGACCGUUUGAAAACCUCCAUCCAUGACAUGAGAAACGCCUACUGGGCGGCCGAAGUACUACUUGUACUGCCUCACUCAACGGACCUAGUCUUCCUCGGGAUGGAUGAUGGGCUAGACCGGGCGAGUGACGUUCAAGAGUUGUACUACAGGAUGAGGGCCUUCGUCGAUGUGAAGGAGUACGCGUGCUUCGAGGAAAACGGCGGCAUUGGGGACAUGUAA